This is a messenger RNA of Colias croceus (clouded yellow), 3512 nucleotides long. RefSeq names its product cytohesin-1 (gene step). Gene Ontology annotation, molecular function: guanyl-nucleotide exchange factor activity. Gene Ontology annotation, biological process: regulation of ARF protein signal transduction. Bases 290 to 1591 code for a protein of 433 amino acids. NCBI's taxonomy places the organism in Eukaryota, Metazoa, Arthropoda, Insecta, Lepidoptera, Pieridae. The record is from RefSeq and is a predicted model, not a curated record. The transcript is spliced from 9 exons.
ACCAGUAACAAACGGUCCGCGGUGCGAGUGUGACGCGUUUUGCAGUUAGCCAUAAGCCGGGUCUAACAUUGCAAAUAUUGUUAUAGACGGUUUCAAUUCACCCGAAAGUUAACGUGUUGUGUACAGUGAAUUAUCUUAAAAGGUUGUAUCUUAAAUGCGUUCCGCAUUCUUGCGUAAUAACUCAUUAGUUGUUUUUGCUUAACUAAACGUUAAAGAGUGCCCUCGUGUACGAGGAUCCCAAGUGUAUGAAAGUGUAAUAUGAGUGGUUGGCGUUAACGCUCGUGAAGUUAUGUUUAUCAAGGCCGGGCCUGUGGCCCCCGAAGAUGAGCGCCGAGGAUCCGUUUCUAAUUGGUUUUCCUCAUUGAGACGAGGAGGGCGACGAAAACGCGAAGACAGUGGCGUUCCAACUAAUUAUGGUUCCUUGGGAAGGCGAAAAGAUGGGACUCAAACGCGCGGCAAAACGAGAUCCGCAUGGGACUUAACAACUGUAACUAGAAUGCAACUUAAAGAUGAACUCGGCGAAGUGGUUGCAGAAUUGGAGGGUCUCGACGGCCAGGAGGAGUGCAAGCAGAACAGUAAGGCCAAACAGAUGAGCAUAGGCAGGAAAAAAUUCAAUAUGGAUCCCAAAAAAGGUAUAGAGUAUUUGUACGAGAACGGAUUACUACAAAGGACACCGGAGGACGUAGCGCAAUUCCUUCACAAAGGCGAGGGGCUGAGUAAAACCGCGAUAGGCGAUUACCUCGGCGAGCGCUCGGAAUUCAAUGAGGCGGUACUCAGAGCCUUCGUUGAACUUCACGACUUUACAGACUUGAUACUCGUACAGGCGUUAAGACAAUUCCUCUGGAGUUUUCGAUUGCCUGGUGAGGCGCAAAAGAUCGACCGCAUGAUGGAGAGUUUCGCGCAACGGUACUGCCAACUGAACCCCGACAUAUUCACGAACGCGGACACGUGUUAUGUGCUCAGCUUUGCAAUAAUAAUGCUGAAUACGUCCUUACAUAACCCCAGUGUGAAGGACAAGCCGACGCCGGAACAGUUUGUGGCUAUGAACCGAGGGAUCAACAAUGGGGGGGAUCUGCCUCAGGAGUUGCUCUUGUCCUUAUACGAGUCGAUAAAGACGGAGCCGUUCAAGAUUCCCGAGGACGACGGUAAUGAUCUCAUGCAUACCUUCUUCAACCCGGACAAGGAGGGGUGGCUGUGGAAACAGGGCGGAAGAUACAAAUCAUGGAAGAGAAGAUGGUUCAUUUUGAACGACAACUGCCUUUACUAUUUCGAAUACACAACGGAUAAGGAGCCAAGGGGAAUCAUUCCAUUAGAAAAUAUAUCUGUCCGUCCAGCGAGCGACCGUCAGCGGCCGCACUGCCUGGAGCUGUACGCGAGCGGCGGCGCCGACCUCAUCAAGGCGUGCAAGACAGACUCCGAGGGGAAGGUCGUCGAGGGGAAACAUACUGUGUACAGAAUGUCAGCAGCAACAGCGGAGGAGCGGGACGAGUGGAUCGAGUGCUUGCGGCGCUCCAUCAGCCACAACCCGUUCUACGACAUGCUCGCGCAGCGCAAGAAGAAGGCGCAGCACAGUGUGCACUCGGCCCACUAGCGCAGUGUGUACCGGACCUUGCGGGUGCAGUGUUGAGUGAACACACGGUCGUGUACUGUAAGGUGUGAGCUCACUGUGGGUAGUGUACUGAUUACCAUCAGCAAUUCGACUACAGUGUGUACCGGGCUUUUCAUAUAGUGAGCUGUGAAUCCACGGUCCAGUAUAGUGUGUGCUGGCUGUAAAGCAAGAAUGUACUAAUUACCAUCAAGCAACUAGUAUUCAGUGUGUAACGGUCUUUACAUGCUGUGAAGUGUUGAGCUGUGUUAUCUAUUUGGCGAGCAUUCUAAUUAACAUCAAGCAAUGCGCAAAUGUGCACAGUGUCUUAUUUUUAUUGAUAGUGUCAUGUUAUGCUGCGAACACACAAUAAAGUGUGUGCUGCUUUUAAAGGCAAGAGCUCACUCUAUUUCCAAUGUACCAGUGUUGUAUCAUCACUAUCAAGAUGUGUGGUAGUAUACUCUACAGGAUAACACAGUGUGUACUGAUCUUUACUGGUGGACAUAUUAUUAUGCUGUGGAUAUACGAUUCAUGCUUGUUUGUUCAAAGAGGAUAACUCACUCCAAAAACAUUUCAAGUUCACAAUGCAACAGAGUCAUAUGGACAUGAUAGAAAGAAGAAAUGGUACAAAGAGUUCGCUCAUGUUAGCAGUGUGUAAUGGACAUAAUUUAUAUAGUUGAAUUAAAAAUUAUUCGAUUCAGAAAAUGGGUUCGUAAAGGGUGGCAGUGUAUUGUAUGGGCGAUAUUAAGGUGAUAACUCAUUGAUAAAUAAAUUAUCUUAAGCGUAAUGCUAAAUAGCAACUCAUUUGGUUAAUGAGAUUCAUUAGCCAUAUUAAUAUUAUUUUGUCAAAAGAAGGGAUAAAUGUUCUAAUGCAGCUAAAACGCGCUGUGUGACAUCAAACACAACAAGUAAUGCGUAAUUUUUUUCGUGGGUAAAUACAGUUUUGUUUCUUUUAUAUAGAUAUUCCAAUGCAAUAACAAUUUCGGGUUGAUCAGUUUGUACUUUUUAGUGGUAAUAAAGGCACUAAAACAUUUGUUUAUUUACACAGAUAAAAAAAAAAUAUUAGUACGGCAAUAUUAAUUGAAACUGAAGUUUUUAUAUCAUGAAGUAAUCCAGUAGAUAAGAGAUUUUUUGCAAUCGUUGCAAUAGUUCUUUGAAAGAAUAAGUAAAAAAAGAAUGAUAAUAAGGUUAUUAGUGAAACCAUUAUUUUACACUUUACAGAAUAUCAUUAAUAAAAACAGUGUCUUAAAAUUGAAGUAAUAAUUUAAUUUUCGAAAUAAGUCGAUGUAUAUUUCAUUAAUUAUUAUUAUUGUGUAUGUAUUUGUGUCUUUGUGAUUGUAAUAUUUGAUUUAAGAUUUAUUUUUAAUUAUAAUAUUUUAUAGCAAUAAAAGAUUAUUUUAUGUUUUCGUAGAUUAAGUAUUGUAGUCGUCCACAUGCAAUGAAUUAUUGUGAAAUGUGAUAAAUAACAAUGUGACCGUUAAACAUUGUUCUGUAUAUAUAUUGAGUAAUUAAUUAUCGUUAGUAAUGUCCAUGUAAAUAACGAAAGCAAGACUGAAAGCGUACAUACAUUGCUUUUUAAUGGUUCGCGUUAUAAAGCUGGGAAACAAGAAUAAAAUCGUAUAUAUUUUUAUAUAAAUUAGAUUCGCUUUAAAAAAAACUAAUAAAUUUAAUAUAGUGCAAAAUGAUUUCUUGGUAAUAAAAAAUAAUGAUGAAAGGUUAGUGAAUAGUGAUGUUGGCUAUAAUCAUUUAUAAUUUUAUUAGCUAUUGUUAGGAAAUACAUAUUGUUCAUUGAAAUGGUUGCGGUUAUAAAAUACUAGAUUUCCGCCCGCGGCUUCGCCCGCGUUUGCAAAGGAAAACCCGCAUAGUUCCCGUUCCCGUGGGAUUUCCGGGAUAAAAACUAUCCUAUGUGUUAAUCCAAGUUAACCUU